UCCGUCCUUCGCUUCCCUGCGAUUCUCUCUGUCUGACAAUGAAGAAGUGCUGCCAGAAGCUGUUCCGCCGACUUUCGCGCGUAGCGGAUUCGUCGCAGUACUCUCCCUUGCGAUCGGAGUUGUCGGGGCAGUCGCAUACACGUUCCGGAAAGUUCUGCAGAUCCAAGGUCCGAUCGGAGGCAGUGCCGGCCGGUCACCUACCAGUUUACGUUGGCGAUGAGAUGGAGCGGUUCGUCGUGAGCACUCGGCUGUUGAAUCAUCCGGUGUUCGCGAAGCUGCUCGACGAGUCGGCUCAAGAGUACGGAUACAACCAGCAAGGAGCGCUUCGGAUUCCCUGCCAUGCCGACAUCUUCGAACGCCUUGUCGAAGCUUUCCGCGUCGGCGAUGAGUGCUGUCUUCAAGAUCUUCUUCUCAAUUCUUGAUCUGAUCGUUCGCAUCCUUUACUCUUUUCAAGGUGGCCUUUCUUUUGUUUUUUGGACAGUGAGAUAGUAAGUCGUAGGUUUAUGUUCCAGAACGAUCGUUGUACUGAAUUUUGGAAUCGCUCUGUGAUUGAUAGGAAAAGAUUCAAACAGGAAUCGCGUACUGUAAACUUCAAUUAGCCGGUUAGACAGUCGGUGAGAUGCGAUGAUAAGGGA
This is a messenger RNA of Diospyros lotus (date-plum), 635 nucleotides long. RefSeq names its product auxin-responsive protein SAUR71-like. The record is from RefSeq and is a predicted model, not a curated record. Gene Ontology annotation, biological process: response to auxin. The transcript has a single exon. NCBI's taxonomy places the organism in Eukaryota, Viridiplantae, Streptophyta, Magnoliopsida, Ericales, Ebenaceae. Bases 39 to 422 code for a protein of 127 amino acids.